Nerophis lumbriciformis (worm pipefish) is the source of this 1881-nucleotide messenger RNA. The record is from RefSeq and is a predicted model, not a curated record. Lineage: Eukaryota; Metazoa; Chordata; Actinopteri; Syngnathiformes; Syngnathidae.
AUGUCUGGACAAGAAAAGUCGGACUGGAUCCAGGACAGCUCCUCACACUGCCAGGAGUUCGUUUGGAUAGAUGAGGAUAAAGUGCAGCCCAAGGGGGAGCCCCUUAACCCUUUCAGCGGUAAAAGAGGUGGUGAAGUGAACCUGAACAAGCUGGCGUACAGUGUGACAGACGUCCCGCCAUGGUAUUUAUCCAUAUUCUUGGCUUUUCAGCAUUACCUGACGGCGUUUGGCAGCAACAUCGCCAUUCCGCUCAUCUUGGGCGAUGCCCUAUGUUUGCAGCACGACGGCCUGACCCAAAGUCAUCUCAUCAACACCAUUUUCUUCGUGUCGGGUCUGUGCACCAUUCUGCAGGUCACCUUUGGCAUCAGGCUUCCCAUCUUGCAGGGAGGCACAUUCGCCUUACUCACUCCCGCCAUUGCCAUGCUGUCCGUACCGGGGUUCCAGUGUCCCUCUUGGACCCAAAACGCCAGCCUCGUGAACACUUCCUCGCCCAUCUUCAUCGAAGUCUGGCAGACCCGUCUGAGAACACUACAGGGCUCCAUCAUGGUAGCCUCCCUCCUGCAGAUACUGGUGGGAUUCUCCGGCCUGGUGGGCUUCCUCAUGCGCUUCAUUGGACCUCUCACCAUCGCGCCCACCAUCUCACUCAUCGGUCUUUCCAUGUUCGAUGCAGCUGGAGUCAGGGCCGGUAGCCACUGGGGAAUUUCAGCCAUGACUGCAGCCUUGAUCAUCCUGUUCUCCCAGUACCUGCGACUUAUCCCACUGCCUGUUCCCGCGUACAGCAAAGCUAGGAAGCUACACACCAAAAAGUUCUACAUCUUCCAAACAAUGCCUAUUCUACUGGGCAUCACAGUCUCCUGGUUAGUUUGCCACCUCCUAACCAUCUACAACGUACUGCCAUCUGAUCCGGACCAAUACGGACAUCAGGCCCGAACUGACGUGAAGAGCGACAUGGUCGGUCAGGCUUCCUGGUUUUUACAGCUCAAGGAUCCCAGUUUGAGAAUCGUUGAUCUAAAACAACUGUUGCCUGCAGGCCAGUGGGGCAUGCCAAUGGUGAGCCUAGCAGGGGUUGUCGGCACGGUGGCGGGAAUCGUGUGCUCCAUGGCCGAGUCGGUGGGCGACUACCACGCAUGUGCCAAACUGUCAGGGGCGCCGCCUCCGCCUAAGCACGCGAUCAACCGGGGAAUUGGCGUGGAAGGGAUCGGCAGCUUGUUGGCAGGGGCCUUCGGUACUGGCAAUGGCACCACUUCGUUCAGCGAGAACGUGGCCGCGCUGGGCAUCACCAAGGUAGGAAGUCGAGUGGUGAUUCUACUCAGCGGAGUCGUCAUGAUCCUGAUGGGGGUUCUGGGUAAAAUCGGAGCCAUCUUCUCCACCAUUCCCAACCCAGUAAUAGGAGGGAUGUUCCUGAUAAUGUUCGGGGUCAUCUCUGCGACGGGUAUUGCUAAUUUGCAGUCAACAGAUAUGAAUUCUUCCAGGAAUAUCUUUGUGUUUGGGUUUUCCUUGUUUUCUGGCCUGGUCAUACCUAAUUGGAUUGCCAAGAAUCCCAAUACCCUGGUCACAGGCUUAAGUGAGGUGGACGCAGUGUUGCAGAUCCUCUUUACCACUCACAUGUUUGUUGGAGGCUUCCUAGGCUUUGUCUUGGACAACACGAUUCCUGGUACCAAAAGCGAGCGUGGACUGUUUGAGCCAGAUGAAACACACCUAGAGGACUCUGGUUCCUUGGAAACUGAGGACAUUUAUGACCUUCCUUUCGGUAUCACGCGAUGGUUUUCGGCACGCCCUUGGAUUCGUUACAUCCCAAUCUGCCCGUGGGACAAGCAAGCGGUUCAGUCAUAUUCAGACGAAGGCACACCCGAGAAGGCAACAACACAGCAUUCUUCUUAG